Candidozyma pseudohaemuli is the source of this 528-nucleotide messenger RNA. It is a transcript of the gene SRR1, whose product is annotated as Srr1p. NCBI's taxonomy places the organism in Eukaryota, Fungi, Ascomycota, Pichiomycetes, Serinales, Metschnikowiaceae. The transcript has a single exon. The coding region runs from base 1 to 528 and encodes 175 amino acids. The record is from RefSeq and is a predicted model, not a curated record. Gene Ontology annotation, biological process: phosphorelay signal transduction system.
AUGGUGACUCCAUCACCUACUGCCACUCCAGAGCCUGUCAAGACGAUUCCCUUCCCUAUCGGCAAGAUCGAGACCCCCAAGUUCGAAAACAAGUUCCAGGGCUCCGACAAGCCAUACCACUUUUUGUUGGUGGACGACAACGCCAUCAACCUUAGAAUUUUCGCCAGAGUGUUGAGAAAGCUUUUCCCUAGAGCCCUCGUCAGAUGUGUCCAGGACUCCCUGGCGCUUGAGCUCACCGAGGAGCUGUUUUCCCGUUUCGACUGUGUCUUUUUGGACAUCGACAUGCCCUUGGUCACCGGCAUCGACAUUGCAACCACCCUCAGAGGUUUCCCAACUCUUGACCAUGUUGGACUCAUUGCUGUGACCACCAGAGCGCUUCUUUCCGACAUGGAGCUCUACGACAGCAUUGGCUUUGACCACACCUUCCCCAAGCCUUUGAAUGUCAGCUACAGCGACAUUCUCGCCAAGAUCGAGCAGGUUGUGAGUGUUAGAGGCGCCCUCAGGGAGGGCAGACGCUCGAGCCGCUGA